GAGCUCUACUUCGUGGACCGCUUGUUUCCCAACACCCGAUAUUUGUUUCGUUUCGCCGCAGAAAACAUCGUCGGAAUCGGCGACUUCAGUGCCGAGCGUUUGGUCGCGACGGCGCGCGAGACGCGACCCGAGAGACCGCGGUUCGCGAAUCUGCCGCUAGACGGCGACAAACGCGUGGUCUCUCCGUUCGGGUCGCAGAUGGCCGUCACGUGGACUCUGCCGCCGGACAACGGGCGGCGCAUUCAGUAUUUCGAGCUCAAGUGGUGGCGCGUCGUUCCCACGCGCGACGCCUACGAGGACGUGUCUGACGUCACGACGGCCACCGUCUCCAUGACGUCAGAGUCCAUGACGUCACACACGCUCAAGCAGUUGCGGCCCAACACUUACUAUCGGCUCGAAUUGCGCGCUUACAAUGAACUCGGCUUCUCCGACAGCGAAAACCUCGUGUUCAAGACUUCCGACGACACAAACGACGACCCGAGAGACGACACGACGACCGCAGCGCCGUCGCUCUCCGUCGGCCUCAUCGCCGGCGUCUCUCUCGCGCUGAUCAUCCUAUUGUUGGUCGCAAUGGACGUCGUUUUCUACGUGCGCUACAAAGUGGGCGCCAUUCACUUCAUCACACAUCACGUGACGUCCACGACGACAGCGACGCCCGCGACGUCGGCCAAGACGACCAUCAGCCAUUCGUCGAUGACUUCACGCGCCGUGCAUUGUGUGGAAAACCCCGCCUUCGAGUUGAGUCGCGAUUCUCUUACUAUUAAUACUAACACCUGUUGUCUCCCUCUAGCGGUCAGAGCGCGCUCUUCGAGCCAUUCAUCGGACGAUCGAAAGACAAACCAGUUGCAACACGUCGGACGUCGCGUGCGCUCGCAGAAUGUGGAUCUCGGACUCGAGCUCUUUGAUGCGUUCCUUCAAGACGUCCACUUCUUCGCGCACAGCGAACAUGAGGUGACUCUUCACGAGAUCCAUCGCCUGUUCGAUCUUAUUGUCGAUCGCUCUGAAAGACAAACGCAUUCCAUCACAAUCUCACCCUUGAAGCGGUGUCUUUGCGAACUCUGGGAUCCGUUUGCGAUGACAUUCUCUUUGUUGGAAUUCGUGGCCAAAUCUUCGCCGAAAUCCGAUUCAAUAUUUGUCGCGAUAUUUGUCUCCAUUGACGAGCCGUUCAUGAAUUACGUAAUUUGGACGACAAGGAAACGACUUCUCGUCCGACAGCAAGACGUCCGCGAAGACCGACGGCUCAGAGAUCUGUUCACGAAUUGUGAAGACCGGCGUCAACUGUUGGUGCACUUCGAGCGCUGGAGCUCGCGUUACGACCAAUGGUUUGAUUUGGAUUCGGAUCUGAUUCGCGAGAAGAGCGACGCCAACGACGGCAACGGCGUCAACGACGACAGCGCGCGCUUCGAAGUGCACGAAGAGGUGUUGGCGCGUUGGACGGACAACAGGCCAUAUCCGGCCACAAUUGUGGAGCGCUUCGACGCGCAGAAGACUGUUUUGGUGCUCUUCUACGACGGCUACCGAAAGCGCGUCAAAACGAGUCAAAUCGAGAAAAUGCCGCAAAACUAUUCGGGACUCAGAAUCCCGCAGACGAUGAACAAAGAGUUCCGCGUGAAGGACGACCACAACGACUAUAAGUGCCAUUUCCACGACUGCAACAAAGGCUUCCGCAAACAGAGUCUUUUGGCGCAACAUCUCAAGCAUUACCACAAAUCGGACGACAAACCAAAGAUCGAGACGACGUCUGCGACGACACCGACGCCCGUCGUCGCGACUCCGCCUCCCAUUACACCCAAACCCGCGGCCGUCAAACCGGUGCCGCCGAGUGUAGUCUCGAGUGACGUCCCGACGCCGCCGCCGACGACAACGACGACGUCUUCAAAGAGUCGAUUGAAGCGGAAAUAUGUGCGGAAAUCUAUGCCUUCGACAGCCGUUCGAAAAUCAAAUCGAAUCGAACAAAACGAGACAACAGUUUGUUCGCUGCCGACGACACCUGUCGUCGCGUCUAUCGUUCCGACGACAAGUGUCGUCAAAGAGACGCCAAUCGUCGUCAACACAACUCUCCCCUUUUGGGACGCGCGCACUGUCGCCGAGAUCCACGAGAACGACGACAUCGAGGAAUUGGUUCACUGCGUGUGUGACGCGCGCGAAGAGUCGGGAUUAAUGGUUCAGUGCGAGCUCUGUCUCACGUGGCAACACGCGCAUUGCAUGCAUUUCGACGGCGAAUCCGAAGUUCCGUCCGAAGGAUACUUCUGCUUUUCGUGUCGUUUUCCGAAAUAUAUUCGUUUUUCGCGAAGAAAUUGCUUUUUAAUCAAUCAUUGGUUGAAAACGUGUAAAAAACCCAAAUUCGAGUUCUCUUCGCGCGAAACCGAUAAACAGCGCCAUCUGUUGUCCGCAACUCACGCGCUAUUGAGCGCCGCUUUGGACGCGAAGGACGUGUUGCGCACUCUCGACGCUCCACGUCAAGACGAACGACGCGAUCACGUGAGACAUCUGUUGGAAAGCGUGUCGUCCAAAGUGUCGCUUCUGGAGAAAGAGUGCGACGACGAAGAAGACGACGGAAACGACACUCGCGACGACGCGGAACUCAAGAAUCAGUUGUUUCUGGCUUUCGAAGACUUGGAGCGCGCGAAGAAUGUCUCUUUCUCUUUGUCGUCGUCGUCGGUGGCGUCGCGUCCGCACUGCGCCGACGCGGUGUGGGCACAGGUGUCGUCGCCGGUCGUCUCGUGUCUACUUUUGGCGCGAUUUGCUUCCAUUUGUUGGCAACUGUUUUGCGAGGCGUCGGCAAAGGCUUCGAUUCGAACAUUUUCUCUCGAUUCUGAGUCUGCGCUUCUGUUCGUCGUUCGCGACAAUGACUUGCGUCACGUGAACCGGAGAGUGAGUUCGCGAACACAAACGAUUCGAAAGUUUUCUCCAUUUUUCGCGAUUUUGCGAAAAAAGAAUUCAAACUUUUGGCGCGAAAAACGAGUUCUUUUGGCAAAAGACGACAAAAAGACGUCGAGUGACGACAACUGUCUCUCACUACGCGAAGGACGACACUUACGGCUCUUUCAGCGCAAACACGUGGUCGUAGUUGUCGAUGAGAUAUUCGGUGAGAACCGCUUGAAUGCCGAUCACCUGAAGAGCGGCCAAAUCCGCGCCCAACCGGUUCUCCAGGUCGCGACUGCGCAGAAGGUUCGGCGCCCACACGAUGGCCAGAUUCUUGGCAUUCAUUCCCGUUUUCGGCCACUCUUUCGACACGAGAUUCAAGUGCCUGACGAGCGCUGCGAGAGUGUUCACAGAGAUCUGUUCCGAACACGAGUGUCGUCGUCGGUGUCGUCGGAGGCGUCGCUUCGCUCUGAAUGCGGUUUUGCCGCCAUUUGUGAAAGAAUGCGGAAAUUCUGGAAUCCUUUUUCUUGCGGAAACUCGUGUGUCGUCGCCAGUCGUCGUCUUCGCUGUCGUCCUGUCGUCCGCCACAUGUCGUCAACAAUGAGAAGGACUCCAACGAAUUGGAGAUCCGUUGCACGCAAUCUGAGGGCAAGAACCCGACCUAAGGGUCACCCUUUCUUGCCCUUCGACCAGAAGCGCGCGCUCCCGUCGACCACGGAGUCGAACUCGAUGAUGGAGACCAAGUCGCCGAUCUCCAGACACUCGAGCACUUGGAACUCGAGGUCACGUGACGUCGUGUCGUGCUAUGACGUCAUCACUUACCCCAUCUACCUAUUGGUGCAGAAGCCGUGGAUCCGUCUCAAAGAGUCCUCGCGACCCAAAGCGCGCCCUCUGGACCCGCGCUCGCCGUACAGCGCGUGGACCCGCGUGUCGGCGCAGUCGCCCACCGAAGGCCACUUCAUCGAGGAGUGCCGAACGGUGGACGAGCUCUUCUCGCGCGCCGUCCAGCAGUUCGGCGACAAACAGUGCUUCGGGUCGCGCGACGUCUUGAGCGAAGAGUUGGAGAAACAGAAGGACGGCAAGGAGUUCCGCAAACUCCUGCUCAGCGACUACCACUUCCACUCCUACCGCCAGAUCGACCGACGAGUGGACGCCGUGUGCCGCGGCUUCCUCGCGCUCGGAGUGCGGCCGCGCAAUAAUGUGGUCAUCUUCGCCGAGACGCGCCUCGAGUGGAUGCUGAGUGCGCAGGCGCUGUUCCGGUUGGGCGCCACAGUCGUGACGCUGUACGCGACGCUGGGCGACGACGCCGUCGUGCACGGCAUCAACGAGACGGAAGUGACCAUCGUGGUCACCAACUACGACCUGUUGUCCAAACUGUCACGUGUUCACAACCGCCUGCCGCACGUCAAGACCGUGGUGUGGAUGGAAGGCGCGCGCCGCCCCGACGCGCUCACCGCCUUCCCCGCGUCCGUUCGCUUGGAAGCGUUCUCUGCGGUGGAGGCGUUGGGCGAACGCAGUCCUGACCUGCGGGGCGAGAAGGCGCGCGCGGAAGACACGGCUGUGUUGAUGUACACGUCGGGGUCGACGGGAAUCCCGAAAGCCGUGCAAAUCACUCACAAGAACAUCCUGCACGCCAUCCGCGCCUUCUUCACCAUCGCGCACGCGCUCUCACCCCAAGACGUGUACCUCGGCUACCUGCCCCUCGCGCACGUGUUGGAGUUGGCGGCGGAGCUGUUCUUCUUCUCGGUGGGCAUGACUGUGGGCUUCGGCACUCCGCUCACGCUCACCGACAAGUCGACGGGCAUUAAGAAAGGCGUGAAGGGCGACGCGACGCUCUUGAGGCCGACCGUCAUGACUGCGGUGCCGCUCAUUCUGGACAGGAUCAGGAAAGGCAUCCGCGAGCAGGUGGACAGCAGCGGUCGCUUCUCGCGCGCGUUUUUCGACUUCACGAUUGAAUACAAGAAGUUUUGGACGCAAAAAGGCUUCAAAACAGUGAGUGAUGGAUCACGUGACCUUCCAAUCAUCGACUUCCUCGUGUGCCGCAAGAUCAGCGCUCUUCUGGGCGGCAGAGUUCGCCUUCUGGCCGUUGGGAGCGCUCCGCUCGCGCCCGAGACGCACGAGUUCAUCCGCACGUGUCUCAACGUGUCUCUCCUUCAAGGCUACGGAUUGACGGAAACGACGGCUUCGGCCACUUUGAUGGAGUUGAACGACCUCUCUGUGGGCCGCGUGGGGCCGCCGCUAGAGGGCGUGCAGCUGAAGCUGGUGGACUGGCCGGAGGGCAACUACCGCGUGCAGGACCGGCCGCACCCGCGCGGCGAGAUCGUGUUGGGCGGCGACUCCAUCACCAAUGGCUACUACAAGAACGCGGAGUUGACGCGCGAGUCCUAUCGUCUGGAGGACGGCGUGCAGUGGUUCUACACGGGAGACAUCGGCGAGAUCCUGGAGGACGGCAGUGUGCGCAUCAUCGACAGGAAGAAGGAUCUCGUGAAGCUCCAGUUCGGCGAAUACAUCUCUCUCGGAAAGGUGGAGGCGGAGCUGAAGUCGUGUCCGUUCGUGGACAACAUCUGUUGCUAUGGCAACUCGUUCCACUCCUAUCUGAUCGCGCUCAUCGUUCCCAACGAGAAGCAAAUCCGACUUUUGGCGCAAAAACUGGACAAAAACGCGCUUUCCUUCCGCGAGCUGUGCGCAGACGCAGAGGUCGCGCGCCACGUGUUCGCCGCCGUCGACGCGUUCGGCCGGAAGUCGCGGCUCCUGAAGAACGAGAUGCCGUCGAAGAUAAGGUUGUGCGCGGAGGAGUGGCUGCCGGACUCUGGUUUGGUGACGGCGGCGCUGAAACUGCGGCGGAAGAACAUUCAGGACUUCUAUCAACAGGACAUCAAUCUUCUCUACAAAUUGGACUCAAAUAUUUGCGUUGACUCUGCGCUGACUAUUUGCGUUGACUCUGCGCUGACGUCAUCAUUCCAACUGCUGCUGAUUAGCGAAGUCCACCUCUGCGAGAGAGAAACAGCCAAUCAGAGGUGCGAACGCAACUUCAAAAUACUCACUCCCGAUGUUCGGCGUUUGGCCUGCGGGGGCGGGGAGCGCGACUCGUGGCUGCGUUUGCGGCCGACGUUGGGUUUGGGCUGGAAGGCGGCUUUGAAGGGCUGUUGCGGGGGCGGAGCUCUCUGCGCGAAGAACUGCUGGUUGAAGGGCGGCGCGAAGGGGAGGGGUUGGAGCUGCUGCUCCUGCUGGAAGAGCGCCGAGUCGGUGGUCCACUGGAGGUCGCGGUUGCGUCUGCGCACGCCGUCUUCGUUCAGCACUUUCUUCAACUGCGAGAACAGAAUGUGUUUCUGUUGUUUCAGUUCUGAAAUGAGAACACAAUUAGUCGCUCUCUCCCCCUCUCGACCGCCACUCACUCUCCACUUUGGACUCGAGCUUCUCGAACUCGAGCCGAAUCUCUUUCAAAGACAUUUUCAUUUCGACGCGUUUCCGCUCUUCCGCGCGCUUCCGCUCCUCCAACGAGAUCGA
This is a messenger RNA of Medioppia subpectinata, 6372 nucleotides long. The record is from the annotation of a GenBank genome assembly. NCBI's taxonomy places the organism in Eukaryota, Metazoa, Arthropoda, Arachnida, Sarcoptiformes, Oppiidae.